Onychomys torridus (southern grasshopper mouse) is the source of this 2574-nucleotide messenger RNA. It is a transcript of the gene Plekhf1, whose product is annotated as pleckstrin homology and FYVE domain containing 1. The transcript is spliced from 2 exons. The coding region runs from base 726 to 1643 and encodes 305 amino acids. Lineage: Eukaryota; Metazoa; Chordata; Mammalia; Rodentia; Cricetidae. The record is from RefSeq and is a predicted model, not a curated record. Gene Ontology annotation, molecular function: metal ion binding; phosphatidylinositol binding.
UCCUCCACAGGGUUUCAGUCCGCACCUUGUCCCACGAGGUUCCGGUAGUCAUUCAUUAUUUGGCCUGAGAUGCCUUAAGGAUGGGAGGAGCAGUUCUCAAUAGCCUCUGAUUUGAGACCCUGAAGAGUUUGAGUCAGCGACUCUACAGGAAGUUACUGAGGUGGGACCGAGCCCGGACUCUCCUAGGGAACACCUGAAGUACAGAAGCCCGGUCGCCAGGCCUCAGUAGCAGGAAAAAACGGCAGUUCCGAGGCACUCUGGAACGCGUGCACACGCCUAGAGGGAGCAGGCCUUGGAAUUUGAACACAGCUGAUAUCAGAUUCCACAGGGUUAGAGGCCGAGGAGGAGGAGCGAGCAGUGCUGGGGUCAAGAUCCCUGCAGUUUGUGUAAACUGAAGUGCUUCACUUUUGCUGUGCGUUCUGCCCACGUCAGCUCUCAGAGCUGUGUAGUGGGGCCAGGCCAGUUGCCUGAGCACUGGGACCUGACCAACCCAGCCGCGCCAAGGAAGGAGGGGUUUAGCAUUGUGGCCUGCGGGGUGGGAUAGGCCACAAGGUGUGUAAGUGGUGAGAGAUGACACGAAGAUCGGGCAGUAGAAGACUACACACUCUGGAGUUUUAAGAACUUCUGAUUCUAGGUGUGCUGGAGGGCGGGGGUUUUUUGUUUAAUAUGAAGAGGGCACGCCUUUCAGGAGUCAUUAUCUCCUUUUCAUCAUGUGAGUUCCCGGGAUGGAAUUCAGUCAUUCUUGGCCACAAACACUUUUAUCCUCUGAGCCAUCUUGCCCAACUAGCCUCGCUACUGAGAAGAUGGUGGACCAUUUGGCAAACACAGAGAUCAACAGCCAACGGAUCGCAGCAGUGGAGAGCUGUUUUGGGGCAUCAGGGCAGCCGCUGGCCCUGCCUGGCCGUGUGCUCCUGGGUGAGGGGGUACUGACCAAGGAGUGCCGAAAGAAGGCCAAGCCACGCAUCUUCUUCCUCUUCAACGACAUCCUGGUGUAUGGCAGUAUUGUGCUUAGCAAGCGCAAGUACUGCAGCCAGCAUAUUAUUCCCCUGGAAGAGGUAACAUUGGAGCCACUGCCAGAAACCCUGCAGGCCAAAAACCGCUGGAUGAUCAAGACAGCCAAGAAGUCCUUUGUGGUGUCGGCAGCCUCUACCACGGAGCGCCAGGAAUGGAUUAGCCACAUUGAAGAGUGUGUGAGGAGGCAGCUGCUGGCCACAGGCCGCCAGCCCACCACUGAGCAUGCAGCACCCUGGAUUCCUGACAAGGCGACGGACAUCUGCAUGCGUUGCACACAGACACGCUUCUCAGCACUUACCCGGCGUCACCACUGCCGAAAAUGCGGGUUUGUGGUCUGUGCUGAGUGUUCUAAGGAGCGUUUUCUGCUGCCAUAUCUCUCCCCCAAACCCCUUCGUGUCUGUAGCCUCUGCUACCGUGAGCUGACCACCCAAAAGCAAAGGGAGGAGGACAAAGAGAGGUACAGGGACUCUCCAGGGCAGCCAACCCACCUAGGCGGUGCUGUCUGUGGUGCAUCCAGUGGUGAUGAUGAUGACUCCAAUGAGGACAGAGACGGCAGUGGAGAUGGUGACUGGCCUAGCCAGGUGGAAUUCUAUGAUUCAGGUGUCUCCUGGUCAGCCUUCCACAGUUGACCCUCAGAGUGUCUGCAUCAAACCAGUCCACUGCCCACGUCCCCAAGAGUGCAGGUCUUGAACUGUCUGAUUUUGCUGGGACCCAAGCCCAUGGUAGUGGGCAUAUGAUAGGUAGCUGUUCUGGAGUCAUUACUAGUGCCUUUCUGCUAGACAGCAGCAUCCUAGGCCUUCUGCUGCUUCUGGUCAGAUAAUUGCCUUUCCGUUUCACAAGGCCCAGGACAUAUAGUCUUUGGUGACCAGGCUACUACAGCCCUUGGGGUUAGACCAGGCCGGUGUCCCAAGCAUUAAAAGACAGGGUGGAAGAGGACAAAGGGCCCACUCCACUCUGGAGCUUGAGCUUCAGACCGCAUCCCACCUCCACCCCUUAACAGGCACAGCCCAUGCCAGCACAGAAAGCCUGCACAUCCACCACCAUGCAGAUAUCACUACCUGUCCACUGAUGGAGUCCUUGCCAAGCUAGACCCCAGAUGCACUGUAUGUGCCUUUGGGGCCCAGGUGAGCUGCAGCCUGAGCUCCCCUAACCCAGAGCAACCCAUCAAGGUCUCUGCCCUGUCACCACCCUCCAAAUGUCUGGGGCCUGUCCUGUCCCCAUCUCUGUCUGCAGUCAGCAGAAGCAAUGUUUUUCCUUAGGACUCUGGAUUUCAAGGACAGAAACCCUAUCCAGACUGACUUACCAAUUAAAAAAAAAAAAACCUCUUUUGAUUGCUAAGUCUAAGAGUACCCUAGCUUCAGACACUACUCAAUCAGUGGUAGAAGCCAUGGGUAGGGACAGCCAUCACUGAUACUGCCACACUGGGCAUUCCUGGAAAUGCCUCCCACCCAGUGAGACAUUCAUGCCAUACUAUGGCUGGCUCCCCAAGAACAAAGCCCCAUUCUGCUGCUUUGAUAGCCAGCCUGCCUGCCUUCCUUCUUUCCUUUUCCUUUGAGACAG